Anolis sagrei ordinatus is the source of this 3857-nucleotide messenger RNA. It is a transcript of the gene MTX3, whose product is annotated as metaxin 3. The record is from RefSeq and is a predicted model, not a curated record. NCBI's taxonomy places the organism in Eukaryota, Metazoa, Chordata, Lepidosauria, Squamata, Anolidae. Gene Ontology annotation, cellular component: cytoplasm; SAM complex. Gene Ontology annotation, biological process: mitochondrion organization.
GAGGGGGCAAAGGUCGUCCGCCUCAAGAUGGCGUCCCCCAUGGAACUCAGCUGCUGGGGCGGCGAUUGGGGCUUGCCCUCCGUGCACGUGGAGUGCCUGGUUGUCAUGGCUUAUGCCAGAUUUUCCAGUGCCCCAGUGAAAGUGAAAAUUAUAGAUCAUUGUUGGAGAGCACCAAGAGGGAGCGUGCCAUUGUUGAUAUCAGGAGACACUGUUAUUUCUCAGCCAGCAAAAAUAUUAAACUUCUUAAGAAAACAGAAAUAUAAUGCUGAUUAUGAACUCUCUGCAAAAGAAGGAGCUGAUACACUGGCAUAUAUUGCACUACUUGAAGAAAAACUACACCCUGCUUUGAUGCACACUUUCUGGAUUGAAGCUGAUAAUUACUACAGAGUGACAAAACCAUGCUUUGCCUCAAGGAUUCCAUUUCCAUUGAGUUGGUUUCUGCCUAGAAACAUGGCUGGGGAAGCCCUUAAUAGGAUCUUGCUGACAAAAGGGGGUCCUCCACUCUUCAGUAUGGCUGAAGUGGAAGCACAGAUCUACAGAGAUGCCAAGGAGUGCCUGAAUCUUCUGUCCCACAGAUUGGGGACAUCACCGUUUUUCUUUGGAAAUAUGCCUACAACUCUAGAUGCCUUCGUGUUUGGUUUUCUUGCUCCUCUUUUCAAAAUACCAUUUCCCAAAGUCCAGUUACAGGAUCAUUUGAAGAUGCUUCCUAAUUUGUGCCGCUUCUGUGAUGACAUUCUGAGUUGCUACUUUAGACUGAAAUUAUUGGGUGUCUCUCCAGUGGGUCCCGAUACAGUAGAUGCAAAUCUGCAGAAACUCACACAGCUUGUCAAUAAGGAAUCCAACCUGAUUGAAAAGAUGGAUGAUAACCUUCGAAAGAGCCCUCAGCACCCUCCGCGGAAACUGACAACUCUCAAACUUUCUAGAACUGGAGAAGGAAAUAGUUCCCCAAAUCGUUUGUCACCCUGAGAGCUUUCAUGUCAUAUUUAUAUGGGUCUUGCCUAAUUGAUCUUUGCACUAAUUGUGUAUGUACAUGAACUGAAGGAGAAAGGUGGAUUGAUGAACUGGAGCCAGCACAAUCCCUUGACCAGUGCAUCCUCUGGACGUAAUGGAAACAGCAAACGUCCAAGAUGAUCACAUGCCAAUUGUUGAGUGAUUGUACUAUUUGGUACACGUUCACCUUAAGUGCUGCAUAAUGCUUGCCUUUUAGAGUUAGUACAGUUCUUGACCAAAAAAAGGUAAAAUUCCAUUUUUGGAAAGAAUGCAAAUAUUGUUAGCCUUUUCUGCCAAAUUAAGCUUCAGUUUUGUCUGUAAUCAUGUUAUGUCUUGUCUGGGUUAAUGUGUGUCAGAAUAGUUAGUUGGAUCAACACUUUUUAUAGAUUUAUAAUUUGGAUCAGAUAGUAUAGAAAAAUUGGAUUGUCAGCUCACUUUGCACAAAGAGCAACGAAAGGCAGGUAUUUGGCAUUUUAUACUAUGGGUUGUUGUGAGUUUUCUGGCUUGUAUGGCCAUGUUCCAGAAGCUUUCUCUCCUGAUGUUUCACAUGCAUCUAUGGCAGGCAUCCUAAGAAGUUUUGUACUAUGUUUUUACAACCAGUGCUUAGUACGAAUGCAACCAGUUUUUGCAACCAGUGCUUAUAUUGAUGCAGGUUUUUUAAACUGUAAUUUUAAAAUAAUAAUAACAAUAACAACAACAACAACAACAACAACAAUAAUAAUAAUAUAGAAACUUUAUUCAAACCUGCUCUUCAUCAGGAAUAAAAUGCAUUUGAUUAGCCUGCAUAAGACCAUCUCCAAAAUUGCCUCAGAUUUUGCUGGCCACCCUCCUUUAUUGUUACAUUUCAUGCUGUCAUAAGUUGUUCCCCUGCCUCCUAGAACAGCAUUUUAGAGGUCUGUCCUCUGCACAUUUAUUUAUUUGAAAUCCAGAUUCAGCUCUUUAUAUCAUAGUGGUGUUAUUUCCAUUUACCUGCCUUUCAUCGGCUUUUAGUUUUGUGUAUUUAUCCCUGAUAAAUCCCAAAAGACUUCCGUUAUUUUAGAAGUUGUAUAAGUUAACUGAAUACAGCGAUAUUGGCUUUGUACAAAGCUACGCUCAGAGAUACUUUUGGGCACAGAAUUACUGUUGUAGACCAUCAUUCAGCACUGAAGCAAUUGGGUUUCUCCUGGAAUCUGCAGCAGAGCUUAUUUUCCUUCAGUUUCAGUCAACACAGAGCUUCUCUAUACAUACAAAACGGUUAAAUCAGAUUUACUGUAUAUGAUUAUUUAUGAGAUACCUUUCAUCUGAACAAUUCCUGUGUCUUACAUGGCCUAGUAAUGCUAUUAUUUUAAAUUAGACCUGGUUUUUAAAUAGAAGACUGGGCCCAUUUUCACCAGGAGAACAGGAACUGAGGUGGACAGGAAGUAAUUUGAAAAUAUUAACCAUGGAUACUUCAGGAUUGUUUCCCCAUUUUUCUGUGUAGCUUAGGCACGUUUCCAAUUUGGCAUGUGCCGGAAAAUGAUAACAUAUUCAGAUAGAAUCAUGGGCUGUUCUUCAAUAUUCUGAAUUUUCAGUAUAUUUACUAAUAUUUCAGAAACAAGACUCAGUAUUUAUUUAUCGUAUCAGGAGUGAACCAAAGGUACAGUUGUCAUGUGUUUUUUAAAAAAAAAACACAAAGUUUAAAAGCUUGGCAUUAUAUUACAUGUUUUUUGACCAGUAGCUGGCCACUUGGAGUUCCUCUGGUGUUGCUAUAAGAAGGUCCUCCAUGGUGCAUGUGGCAGAGCACAGGCUUCUGUGUGCCCAGGAGGGAGUCUCUCGUUUGGUAUCAACCAUGGAUUGAGGUUCCUGGUAUUAGCCUGCCACUUUUGGAUUCUCGCUUGCUGAGAUGUUCCUGCGAGUAUUUCUGUAGAUCUUAGAAAAUUCUGUCAGUGAUAGCUAUCCUUAACAAUUUGAUCAUUUGGUGUCAGAUUUUAAAGAUAAUUUCAAUAUAGAUAUAAAAUGUAGGCAUCUUUUCAUUAUUUCUGAUUUUAUUUUGCCCAAUCAAAUAAGCCUGACAUUGUUCUCUAAAUGUAUUUGUGUAGAGAAGCCGGUGCACAAGUCUGUAAAUUGUAUAUAUAAAUAUACCUACAGAAUACUACUUUAUAAAAUAAAGAAUGUAAAACUAUUUCACAAAUAUUAUUCAGAAUAAUUAUUCUGAAUGUAUAGCAAGAAUAAAUUUAAGUCUGAGGUUACUUUUGGCAUGUUUUAUUUAAUUAUUUAAAAGUGCAGAUAAUUAUACAGACAUAAUGAUACAAUAUACUAAGACUGUAUAUUUCUAUAACAAAUAAUUAUGAAGAAUGCUGUUAGCUUUGUCUAUUUUGCAAGUAUAAUGUGGCAAAAAAAACCAACAUGUAUAUUUGUGUGGUGCUAGAAAUAAUUACUUGGGAACCAAUGGCUAUUGAACUCAGUGGGCUCUUCUUUAAAGUUGAACACGCAUAGGCUCAGAUCGCACAAAUGCCAUACACUUUCUUGUAAAUGCACCACUGCCCUAUUUUAAAAUGCAUUCGCUGUAGCAGAGCUAGUCAUGAUGUGUGGCCUUAAAGAGACAGAAGAAAGAUUAAUUUGCUUUUUCUCAGCAAAAGACAUUGAGGCUUAUUGUUCCCAUUUUUGGAUGCUUUGUUUGAAAGGACAAAUUCUGUGGUUGAUAAAUAAGGUGUUUGUUCUAGCAGAAAACUAAACAGUAGUACAGUUAGAUCAUUAGGAAAAUGCUAAGUGCUAGUUCAGGUAUAGAAUUAUUUAAGGCUACAGUGUUUUUUUAAAAAACAUGCUUUUGUUAUAGAAAACAGAAUAUUUGUCUUUAUGGUGUCCUUUCACACUUGGGAAGCUGCUUAAUAAAGAUCAUUCAAUACAAA